CACCGAUAGUCUAUAACACAUGUGCGUAGCUUCACAUAUUGACCAGCUAUCUUAUUGAAAUGGGGGAAUCAGAAAUUUCGCUUCCUAAAAUUGAAAGUUAUUGAAAAUACACAGAAGAAAGCAAGACUCGUAACACUGACAGCAGUCUGCCAAAGGCUGGCGUCUGUUAUUGUGAACGUUGUAAGGAUUAAACACAGUUUCCUUCAAUCAAGUCAAGUGCCGACCGGGAUGUCUGCAUCAGCUCCUGGUUCAACGACUACCUCUCCAACUGCGGUAGGGUACCAGAGAACGUCACAGAUAUGCCGUGUUACAGUUCAUCAAGCUAGAGGAUUGCUUUGUAAAAGUCGUAGUCAUGGCCAUGAUGCUUAUGUUAUUAUGUCUAUUGGUAGAGAUAAAUACCAAACCUCGGUUGUUGAAAAGACUGUGCAUCCACACUGGGAUGAACAAUGUGAUUUACAUUUUAGCAAUACUGAAGACAAUGUAGAAUUGCAAGUAUUCCACAGAAAUAAACUGUUGGAUGAUUUCCUGGGCUAUGUUGCGAUUCCUAUACGAGACAUUGAAUUCCAUGGCAUUCCUAUUAGAAGAUGGCACAAACUACAUAAUAAACGAGGGAAAAAAGAUGCUAAGGAAAGGGGUGAGAUAGAAGUCACUGUCAGUUUAACAGUGGAUAUGUCAGAAAAAAAGAAGAAGAAAAGACCAACGUCAUUUAGAGAAGUUGCAUCAGUAGUAGGAAGUAAGUUUCAAUUGUCAAAUAAUCACAAUCAUCGAGAUAGACAGUCAACGCCGGAUAAAGUAACGACUGUGGGGUCAAUAGAAGAAAGUUUACCACUAACCAAAGAGUUAACAAUAUCAAAUGAUAAAAGCCCAGCAGAAUCAAAGCCUAGUGUAAUAUCACCAGAAAAUGGACAUGGAACUCCUAAAAAACAGAGUUUAAAAAAGAGAAUGAAACAUGCUAUGGGAGUGUUAAAGAAGCACUCUAAUUCAAAAGAGAAUGUCGAACUUGAAGAACAUAGCUGUAAAAUGGCAAUAAGCAAUGGUUCGAUCACUCCAUCAUCAGAUAACAUAUUCUGGACACGAGAUUGGACUCGAUCAGUGCCGAAUAUUUUGGACAGUAGAGAUGCUCCUUUAUUGGAGAAAAGAAGAACACGUACACAAUCUUUUUCGGAUAUUGAUCAGACAUUAUCUGCUACAUUGCCAGCACAAGGCAUGCAGACAAAACUAAAGACAAUAUCAGAGGAUAAGUUGUAUCAUUCUAAUGGUGGUGAAUGUAUUCCAGAGACGUCCAAACAUCCUGUGAUUUUGGACAGAGAAGAUAAAUUGAGACACUCCUUCAAUAGUGGGCUGCCAAAACUACGAAUGAAUUAUGUGCAGGUGACCUUUGACCAUCAGCAAAGAAGUAAAACUGGUACACCAAAGAGAAUAUCAAUACCUAAAAGAUAUACCAAAAUGAGCAAAGAAGAUUUAUUGAAAGAAGUUCUCGCCAGUGAUAGAAAUUUAAAUGAAAAAAAGAAAUACAUCAGAGAAUUAGAAGACUACAUAGAUAAUUUAUUACUCAAAGUCAUCGUAGAAACACCCCGAAUUUUGGAUGUCAACUAUCAUUAUUACAGUGGCACAUCAUCCACGCUCUAAAUCCAUUACUGAAUACCAAGGUUGUAAAAGUCACAAUAUCAAGGAAUACUCUGUAUGCCCAUCUGAGCCUUGUGAAAUCACCAUGUAAAAAACGAAGAUUUUUAAGGUUGCCACAUCCAGAACUGUGUCCAGGUUUUAAACCACCUAAACGCUAUUAAGUAUGAUGUAUGGUUACAUUUAUGUACAUACCAAAGAUAUAUAACAUCGUUUGUACUGCAAACCCACCAGAACCCUGUUGGAAUCGAAACGUGAUAUAGUUUUUAAAUAGUAUAUAUACCAUACUAUAAAUAUUUGUAUACCAAACCUAGGAUACAAGAUGUUAAUUUAAAACAUUAUGGCAUUUAUGCUGUGUCAGUACCUGAAUUGUCACCGUCUUUAUUAACUUUUCAAGUGCCAAAAUCAACUUUAGGCAACAUCACAAAUUCAAGCCAAAUAAUUUUUUUUUAAUUUUUCCAAAAAAGGAAAAUUAUCAAAAAAAUACUUAAAAACAGGCAAAAUGUUGCAUUAAAUUUUGCCAGAAAAAUUGUGACGUUCAAAGUGUUAAAAGCACAUCUCUGUUAGAAGGGCAAAAUUACAUUUAUUGUAUGUUGGAUCUGUAAAACAUGACCACAGACAUAUGUCUAUCAUUUAUGCAUGUAUAUGUGCUACUAUUAAACAAAUACAGUAUAUCUGCACAUACAAUAUGUGAAUUAUCAUUUAGGCCAGAUUUUAUUAUCUCUUGUUACGCCAACCUGCCGAAUGAACAGGAGCUGAAAAUGAAAUAAAAAUAAAAUUUUAUUUUAGCAUAAUUUCUCGCGCCCGCCGACUUGUAAGCGCAAAAAAAUGCUAAAAAAAUAUUAUUUUUAUCUUCAUUUUUUUAC
Molecule: messenger RNA, 2489 nt
Organism: Saccoglossus kowalevskii
Lineage: Eukaryota; Metazoa; Hemichordata; Enteropneusta; Harrimaniidae
Product: rab11 family-interacting protein 2-like
Biological process (GO): regulated exocytosis
Cellular component (GO): intracellular membrane-bounded organelle
Molecular function (GO): small GTPase binding
Source: RefSeq, a predicted model, not a curated record